Messenger RNA from Ruditapes philippinarum (Manila clam), 3210 nucleotides. RefSeq lists its product as uncharacterized. Bases 72 to 2477 code for a protein of 801 amino acids. NCBI's taxonomy places the organism in Eukaryota, Metazoa, Mollusca, Bivalvia, Venerida, Veneridae. The transcript is spliced from 6 exons. The record is from RefSeq and is a predicted model, not a curated record.
UUGGUUUGUUGUUUUAUACAGUUGUAGAUAUUUACACGAUAGUGCAACAUGCGCACUGGUUCUCAAAUUUAAUGAGAAUGACAGUGAUUUUUCACUUCGUUGUAUUUACCGUUUUACAUCUUACAUCUACCAAUGUUGAAGCGGGUUGCUCCGCGGGUGUUAGCAGAUGUAAUUGGGAACCAUGGGAGUCAUGGUCAGACUGUAGCAGAAAUUGUGGUGGGGGAACAAAAAGGAGAUCUAGAUCAUAUUGUUGUAAAGCGGAAUUAGACUAUUAUGAUUGUAUAAGGGAUUGCGGUCAUGACAGGGACUAUGGUCAAACGUAUGCACAUGACAAGGAAUUAUGCAAUACAAUUUGUUAUCACGGUUAUUACUCGUAUGGAAAUAAUUGGUGUAACUGUAAUGACGAAUUUUAUGGAACUUGUUGUGAAAAUGAAUGUUCCCGUAUUUCUCUUUGUAAAAGAAGAAGAUGUACUUCAUAUUAUAACACUGAGUGCAUUGAGUGCUACGAUAAUAGGAUAUUCUACAAGCCUAACUACGAUGGCAGCCGAUGUGAACGUAUGUGCGCUUCGAACAAUCACUACUGUUGGCCCGGAUAUUGCAGUAACGAACUGACAAAAGGCUGCUCGUGCGCGCCAAAUUUCAAAAUUAUACGGCAAAGUGGGGAAACUUCCUGCCAGCCAAGUAAGCUACCAUCUAUUCUGACAUGUGGAACGGUUGUGAUUGGUCCUAAUAUGGAAAAGAAGCAGGCUAGAAGCAGCAUAAAUUCAACAGAGUGUCAAUAUUUUACUGAUAUGUAUGGUAACUUCCAGCCGUCGUUUUUCAACUUUGAUCUUGCUGCGGAAUAUACCAUCGAUACCAGUGGCUAUUCGAAACCACCUUUUAUAAGCGAAUCCCAUUUUGGUAUAACAGACUUUGCUACAAGUGUCGUCAAAAUAUCUGUUGAUGGGAAACGUUCCACUGAAAGUUCCAUCAAUCAUUUAGUGGACAGAUCAUCCAGCGUUUAUUGUAAGCCGACACUUUUUGACUCGAAAAAUGUAUCAGUUUCAUCUAAACUUCAAGACGGCCAAGCAUUAUGUCUUCAAUUUCGCGUAGAUGCAGGGGGAUAUUUGAAGAGCAAAGAUAGGGUCUCACACCGAAUUUCGUCUGCAGUACCUUAUCGAAAAGUUCAUAAAACACGUGAGCUUUGCUACAGGUUUGACAAUACUUCUCCAAAACAUUGCCGAGAAAAGGCAAACUGCAGUUACGAUCCAAUUCAGUUUGAAAGCCGUGUGAUACGAUCUACAGAUAUCGUUGUUGAAUUUAAGGGUUGGUAUGAUCCGGUUCCAGCUGGCGGCAUUUCGAGCCAAGCAUCUUCUAUUGAAAGUUAUCAGAUAACAGUAAACGAGGUUACUAUGUCAACAUACAAUAUACAGGUCAAUUACAUGACAAAUGUGUACACAAAGAAGGUUAAUUUCAAAGAGAAGAAAAUAUCGUUUAAUGUGACUUCUGAAAAGCCUAUAUUAUACUGCGUGACUUUAGAAGUUAAAGACGUGGCUGAUAAUGUCAGACAAGCAAGACGAUUCAUCUUGUAUGACAAUUCGUCUUUUAUUGAAUCGUGGGAUGAUAAACCAUUUUAUUUUUCCUCAGCUUCGAUACAAACCAAAUAUAAAUGGCAGACUCAUCAUCAUGACAUAUGUCUUAAUUGGAAAGACCAUUUUCUCAACCGAUUCUACUUCGACAAUCCUUUGCUGAACCCCAUUGCAUCGGAACCCCAUGGAUUAGUUACUGGAAUUUAUGAACAAAACGAUGGUGUUCUCCCAGUUUCUGGUACUCCAAACGUGCAUGGCAUUGUUCAGACCUUGGUAUCCUGGACAUUAAAUGAUGGGUCUCCUUCUGCUGAAAUCGAUGUGCCAAAUUUCCUAAACCAAUCUUUUUGCAAUGACUUCAAAGUGCAAGAUGGUCAAACGUACACAAUAUUUAUUCAUUUGGUUGACAUUGCUAACAACACUUUAAUUGAAAACAGAACAGUGCAUAUUGACCGGUCCGUACCUCAUAUAAACAAUAUUUGGCUCGUCAAGGAUGGUUACAAAGUCCUGUUUGUUCAUCAUAUGACGGAUUUAUCAAACAUGCAGUUGCACUUUGAAGCCUUAGACCCACACAGCGGUGUAAGACAAAUAGAGUGGGCAUUUGGUAAUAGUAUUGCAGAAUUAACUUCAGGUUCUCUGAUUAUAGGAUCUUUUAAAGAAACAGCCUGCCCACAGAAUGCUGAAAAUUAUUACUGUCCAGAUGUCGGACAGUGUGAGUUUUAUAACUACACGGUACCACUUAACAAGCUAAUUGCCAUCAAUAAACACGUGGGCAAUCACAACAGAAAAUACUAUUUCACUUUAAAGGUUACCAACAAUGCACAAUUGGUUAACAUAGAACGCGUAAAUAUUUUGGUUGAUGACUCCCCACCGGAAGUUGGUAUUAUCUUUGAAGGUAAUUCUGUUUUGUAGAUAAAUCUAUUGAAAAGAAUAUACGGAAAUAUCAUUCAUAAGCAAUCCACAUUGGAGACAUAACUCUUUUUAUAGAUAAAAACAAUCAAAUCCUUCAGGUCAGGUUUUUGAAAAUCCACAAUUAGAAAUUGGUCCCUAGAUACGGAUCCCCCUUGCAAUUUUUCAAUGAUAUACUAGGAAAUAAAAACAUAUAAAACAAAGAGGAUAGUAGACACACACAAUUUGACCUUCAACGUCAUUGUCCAACAGUGCCCUCGCAGACAUUGGUCUUGUGCAUGAUACACGUUAUAAGUUAUAGGGCAAAUUACUUUACAAUUGCCUUCCAACCAAAAUUAUCUUUCUCUUGAAGAAGAUGAAGGCUUAAGUCUUGCAUGCGACACAAAGUCUGACAAUCCAUCAAGUAAUGAAAAAUAUUCGUCUGACAGUAUUUGAUAAUUUACUACCGAGUACAAACAAGACUUUGUAGAUACAAACUUGAUCUUAUACACACGAAUUCUCUACUUAUUGUGGUUAUGUGUACAGAUUUCUUUGAAAUCCCACCAUGCAUGGAGUUACAGAUAGGCAACUCAAGUUUUACAAUGGCAAAACGCUACUUAAGUUCAAUCCCUUGCUUUGACUUUGACCUUUUACAAUACAGAGUGACAAAGGGUUUAUCACCACAUAAAUAAUUAUGUAUUUUAUAUUGCUGGACUGAAAAUGUCAAAAUUAUUGAGUGCAAUAGUGACAACACAUU